Messenger RNA from Bombus pascuorum, 1242 nucleotides. RefSeq names its product tubulin beta chain-like. Gene Ontology annotation, cellular component: cytoplasm; microtubule. The coding region runs from base 1 to 1242 and encodes 413 amino acids. Lineage: Eukaryota; Metazoa; Arthropoda; Insecta; Hymenoptera; Apidae. The record is from RefSeq and is a predicted model, not a curated record. Gene Ontology annotation, biological process: microtubule cytoskeleton organization; mitotic cell cycle. Gene Ontology annotation, molecular function: structural constituent of cytoskeleton; GTP binding; GTPase activity. The transcript is spliced from 4 exons.
AUGGAUGGAAUGUUUCAAGGGGAUUCCGAGCUCCAACUGCAGCGGAUGAACGUAUAUUUUGUGGAAGGUCCAGGUGGUAGGUUCGUUCCGAGAGCUAUUCUGGUCGAUCUCGAUCCAGGAAGCUUGGACUCAGUGAUGUCCGGACCAUGCGGAAAACUGUUCAAGCCGGACAACUUUGCGACGGGUCAGGCUGGCGCGGCGAAUAAUUGGGCGAAGGGUUACUAUACCGAAGGCGCCGAAUUGGCCGACAUUGCGUUAGAUCUGAUUCGCACGGAAGCUGAGGCUUGCGAUUUGAUGCAAGGUAUUCAAAUAGUCCAUUCGCUGGGCGGCGGAACUGGCGGUGGAAUGACCGCGUUGCUAAUGACCAAGCUAAAGGAGGAAUAUCCGGAGAGAAUACUCAAGACUUACAGCGUGAUACCGUCUCCAGUGAUGUCGGACGUGGUGGUAGAACCGUACAACGCCAUCCUCACUCUCGGCAAAUUGAUCGAGUACAGUGAUCAAACGUUCUGCAUCGACAAUCGAGCGUUGCAUCACAUUUGCAUGCGCGUCUUAAAGAUCAUCACGCCAACGUUCAGCGACGCGAAUCACUUGGUAUCCAGUUACAUGUCAGGAAUCACGGCUUGCUUCAGAUUUCCCGGCCAAUUAAAUACCGACCUGAGAAAAUUACUGAUCAACCUAGUGCCCUUCCCGAGACUCCACUUUUUCGUUCCCGCAUACGCGCCCCUCCUCUCCCAAAGCGCCGCGCCGUAUACGGUGCUCUCGGUACCGGAAUUGACGCAGCAGUUAUUUAACACGAACAGCAUGUUUGUCUGCUGCGACCCGAGACAGGCCAAAUUCCUCACGGUGGCUGCCAUCUUCAGAGGCAGAAUGUCGACCAAGCUCGUCGACGAGCAAAUGUUGAAUAUACGAAACAGAAACAGUCCGUAUUUCAUCGAGUGGAUACCGAACAACGUUCAAACUGCGAUCUGCGACAUCGCUCCGCGAGGACUCGCUAUGAACGCCAGCAUGGUAUCAAACACGACGGCGAUACAGGAACCGUUCAAAAUGUUGGUGGACGCGUUCGACGGUAUGAUGAAGAAACGGGCGUAUUUGCAUUGGUACACGGCCGAAGGAAUGGACGAGACCGAAUUUUCUGAUUCCCGAUCGACGAUGUACGAUCUCGUCUCGGACUAUCAACGGCAACAAGAAGCGGCGGCGGAAACCAGCUUCGACGAGGAUCUGGUGGCGGAGUACGAGGAUUGA